Messenger RNA from Geodia barretti, 1006 nucleotides. The record is from the annotation of a GenBank genome assembly. NCBI's taxonomy places the organism in Eukaryota, Metazoa, Porifera, Demospongiae, Tetractinellida, Geodiidae.
GCUCUCCCUCUCCCCUUCUUCUCCACACUUUCCCCUCUCCCACUCCUCUCCCUCUGCUCCACACCUCCUCUCCCCAUCCUCCCUUUUCUCUCCCCAUUUCUCCCCCUCUCUUCCACCUCUUCAGAGUCAACCACUCCUCUCACUUCGCGCCUCCUCUUUUCCCUAUUCCCAACAGUUCUCUCCGUCUCUUCCCUCCCUCUCUUCUUUCUCUUCCUCUCUUGUGACUGAUGACUAGAACCACCAUCAUUGGCCUCACCUCCUCCUCCUCUACCUCUUCUUCUACCACUAGUCUGUAGACUAGGGGUUCCUUUUGUGGUGGAAGAAGACUUCCCCCUCCCCCUUUUAACACCUGCUUCUUUUCCUGGAGUUACCUUGGGCUGGUGAAAUACAUGUAAAACUGAAUUCCCUACAAAAAAGACUCCUCACCAUUUCGAAUCUUCCCGCUCCGUUGUUGUGUCAGUGGGCGAUAAAUAGAACUGACGUGCGCGUUAUUUGGGAAGCAGAUCAGAAAAUGGCUUCGGCGACGCAGCAAGGAGACGGGGUGGCGGACCCGACUGGGGCGAGGAGGAUCAGAAGAAAUGCGUCGCUUGCUGCGGCAGAGCAAAUGGAGGGACUUAGAUGUCUAGACAUGAUGGCCGAGUACAGACAGUGCAUCUCCGCCUAUCACCAGUUCCACCGGUACUACAUUCACGGGGAGUUCUCCAAGUGCAAGACGCAGAAGACACGGAUCUCCAACUGCAUCAAGUGGAAGACGUCCAACGACCAUAAAGCGAGGGAAGACAUGUUGAAGAGUUUUGAAGAGGAGCAGCUGUCGAUGUACACACAGACACCAGUCUGGGAGAUGAGAGAUCAGCCGCCAGAGGAGUGGGAUAGCUCUGACUCUGGCAAUUUCAAAGGCUCUGGUGGCCCUCAGGGAUCUGAGAGUAGUGAUAGAUAAUCUCCAUCCCAAUCUCACUGUAUUUAUCCCAUCUUCUUGUGUAUUAUACAUAAUUGAGGUGUUUUCGUG